Molecule: messenger RNA, 3026 nt
Organism: Psylliodes chrysocephalus
Lineage: Eukaryota; Metazoa; Arthropoda; Insecta; Coleoptera; Chrysomelidae
Source: the annotation of a GenBank genome assembly
AUUAAAAACAUUUGAUAGUACCUACAUUAAAUAUUUUGUGACAAAAAAUAGGUUGCAGCUCAUUAAACAUUUUUCUAUCGAAUUCUAUCGGUGUUUCGUUGUGCACUUUCUAUUAAAAAAAUGUCUAGUAGGUGUUGUAAAAAUAGGCCAGAUGACUUUUGUUAUAUUUGUAGACACUUUACAGUGAAGAGGUUUAAACGAAACAUUACUGAUUUCGUAAAAAAUGCAUAUUUUGCAUAUUUUAAAGUCAGACUUGGAGAUCAAGAUAAACCUUGGACGCCACAUGUUAUCUGCAAGAUUUGCGAAGAAGCCUUGAGGCAUUGGUUUGAAGGAACAAGAAAAGCCCCACCGUUUGGAAUACCAAUGGUCUGGAGAGAACCUAAAAAUCAAAUUGACGACUGCUAUUUUUGUCUUUGUGAUAUUAAAGGUCAUAACACAAAAUCUCUAAAGUAUAUUAACGAUCCUAAUCUUUCGUCUGAAAUAAGACCAGUUCCACAUGACGCUGAUAUACCUGUACCUGUUCCACAUAAAGUAUUACAGCCUAUCGAAUCAGAAUCUUCAACAGAUUUAGAAAUUUACAUUUUUGAGCCAUCUACCUCAGGAACCCGUGAACCGCAGCCAUUUUCUCAAGUAGAACUGAAUGACUUAGUCACGGAUUUGGGACUUCCAAAAGACCUCUCUGAGGUUUUAGGAUCAAGGCUUAAAGAAAAGAAAUUACUUGCUCCAGUUACUACAUUUUAUUGGUAUAGAAAUCGUGAGGCUGAAUUUGUCAAUUACUUUGCAGCAGCUGGUUCACUUGUAAAUUGUCAAAAUGUAUCUGACUUGGUUAUUCACCUAGGUGCUCCUGAAUACAAUCCUGCCGAGUGGACACUUUUUAUAGACUCUUCAAACGCAGGCCUGUGUUAUUCUUCUUCUUUUUCACUGCCAGCACACGGCCUACCACUUCCCAAAGCAUAAAAUUCUUUUUUCUUUUCAAAGGAUAAAAUUCCAAUCAGUUUCAAAAUGAUUUCGAUUGGUCGCGAAUGGCGCCAAAUUUAAAUUUAAUUUUUUUUAUUAACUUCACUACAUACGAUAUAACGAAUUGUAGACUUUUUAAGCUGGACAAAGCCUUUUAUAUACCAGAUUUUGCAUAAAUAUUUAUCAACUUCAAAUUGUAUAACAUUUCCGCCUUUUUUCACUACGCACUUGUGCAACCACAUAACUGAUUGUACAACAUUUUGUACAGUUGUACAACCAGGAACAACACUGAUUACAGAGCCAACUAAAAAAAAUAUAUAAUUUAAAUUGUUUAUGACAGAUGAUAAUAUAGUAACAUCCUGACAUAGUUGUCAUGGUAAUAUGCCGCGUUUGAGAAUCCACAUCGGAUGCAUUUUUUACAUCUCUUUACAUUUACAUAUACUGAAUCACGUGAUCAAAGAUUUACUACAUCUCAGAUGCAUCCGAUGUGGAUUCUCAAACGCGGCAAUGGUACCUUGUUUUGUGCAAAAACAAAUACGUGUUACCAACUGUGUUUUGACGUCACAUUCCGAAAAGUUUUCACUUCAAAAAUCUGCUGAAAUAUUAAUAAACAGCAAAUUUUAGAUUUUAAUUGAUCAAAUAUACCCAAAAACUGAAAAAAAAUCUCAAUUUCCUCUUAAAUUCUCAAAUAUGGAACCGACAGUCCGGUAUACCUUACUUUUUGUUGUCGUUAUUAUUAAUUGUAUUCAACUUCGCAAGAUAUACUUUAAUUUAAAAAAAAAUUACACAAAUUACCCAAAAAAAAUCUCUUUGUUCAUCGGCUCGAUUAAACCGUCAGAAAUUUUAUUCUAUAUCACAACUAAUUCAUUUUUAUCACUUUCGAAAAAUUUUUGCACCCGAUUCGGGCGUCUCUGUCGCAAUAUCAGGUUUCGAUAUUGCCCCGAUUAUAGUGACCCGUGAAAAGUAAGUAUUUUUGUACCGUUUAUACGAAAAAUGUUCUUUUUUGUAGUCAUAACUGGAAAACGGAAUUUAAUAAAUAAUAAUCAGUACAUUAUAUUUAUUGCACAUAGAAAAGGAACAUUGUUUAAAACAACCAUCAUGAAGCGUUUUUAAUCAUUGUCAUUGUUUAUAAUUCAUGACGAAUUACUGUCAUGGUGCCCGAUUCGUAUUAUUUGUGGACUUUAUUUGUUUCACUAUGUGUAAAUGUGCAAUAAUUGCAUUUGAUUUGGUCAGUGUAGAUUCAAAUAUUUGAGUGUAGAUAAAGUGUAACUAUUUUAUUUGCUAACAAACGUACACUGAAUCUACACUCUACACUGACUUUCAACGGAAGUGUAGCUGUCAAAUGUGUGAUAAUUAGGCAUUCCAAACAAAUGAAUUACCAGUGGGCAGGUUUGGUAUAUCUAAGGGUGGCGACAUAUGGUGUAUUCUAUCUACUUUACGUAAAAUCAUGAAUAAUGGAUUACAUUUAAAUAUUUUAUGUCAAACACAAUAAAAAUUAUAUUUAAAAAACCCACCUAUACAUUUCUUCAUAAAUUGGCAGGCUUGGCGAGUAUCACUUCGAAUAAAAAUAGCGUCCAAGUUGCAAGACUAUGUCGCUACCCCCCUUAAAUAUACAAGAAUUUCCCACUGGCACCUAUUGUUUGACAGGUCGUUGAAAUGCCUAAUUUGCACUAAAUGACAUACAAAAAAAAUAAGAGUGGAUCUGAAUGAAUCUGUGGUAGAUGGUGUUUAUAUUAUGAUGGAUGAUUUUGAUAGAGUAAUGGCGUAAGUUCUUUUAUUAGAAAGAAGGAAAUUAAAUAAAAUGAUAUACUUAACUGAAAAUAUAAUUGAUCAAUAUGACGAUGAAGAGGUAAGUUUAAUCUAGAAAUUUGAGACAUUUUUAAAAAACCGAUAGGUAUCUACGAAAAAAACGAACUCUAAUUUUAUUUAAGAUUUACAGGUGGGCAAGCCUCACGUUCGAUUUAAAAGUGUUGCACUUACACCAAACCAUCAUGAAACAUUUACUUUUGAUAAGUAUGACAAUUCGAAUACAGUGUCGAGUGUGACACUACUGCAACAAAUAAAAUCCA